GCCGACGCCAGCGGCAGUCAUGUCAACCACAAUGCAUACUGCUUGGGGUGGAAGCAUGGUCGUGAAAUCGUCCAUGAGUCGGGGGGCCUCUGGCAAUUGCGAAGCUUCCUGGGUGCUGCAUCGCUGCCACCCCCGCCCAUCGCCUCAGUCUUUGGCGAUACCUGUGGGGACGGCUUGCAAGCUUCUUGCAACCGCGCCCCCCUCUCCUCUGCAGGCGCGGUACACACAUUUGCGUAAUGGUAGAAUGCCCGUCUUUCCGGGAUUGACGCGAUCUCCACUGGUGAGGAAAUCCUUGUGUGUACGAUGUGCGGCAGAGGCGACACAGGUCGAGACGAAGGACCAAAAUCAACCACCGCAAACAUCUCAGGGGGAGGAAAAAAAAGAAGUUCGGAUCUUGUCCAUUACCGACGACACUCAGAGCCUGAGGGCACGGUGCCAGGAACGCUUGAAGUUUGAGAUAGAGUAUGGGUUGAAGCGGGGCACGACCGACAAUGCGUACUUGAUUCGAGGUGACAACUGUGUUGCCCUCAUCAAUGUCCCGGACGAGUCCUUUUCGAAGACGUUUGUGUCUGCACUGACAGGGGUCAUUGGUCUCGACGAGAUCAGCUACCUUGUCUUGGGCCAUUUGUCCCCUAAACGUCUAGAUGCCCUCUUCUCUCUUCUGAAUGCCCGUUCAGCGAAAGACCCUUUGCAGGUUUACUGUUCCAACCCGGCAGCGAAACUGCUGCUUUCGUCGUUGCCGGAGGGGAUCACGGAUGGGCAGCAGCUCAAAGUAAACGUUGUCAAGGCUGAUGGUGUUCUUGAUCUUGGGAAGGGGCAUAAGCUUCAGCUUCUGCUGACGCCAACGCCCAGGUGGCCCGACGGUAUGUGUGUUUACGACCCCUUCAAUCAGCUCCUCUACACACAUAAACUCUUCUCUGCCCACGUCUGCACGGAAAGCGAUUUCGACGUCGGUGGUUGGGAGUUGUUCGGGUCAGAUUGGCAGUUCUUCUAUGAUUGCAUGCUUGCCCCGACUCCGACUCAGGCAGCCUCGGCACUUGAAAAACUGCCAAUUGUUGCACAAUUCGAAAAGCCAUCAUACAAAGGGAAGAGCGGCCUCACAGUCGCGAAGGCAGAUCUCAGUUUUGUCUGGUCGUCUAUCAUGCGGCUGCUCAAUUUAUCCCCUGACAAAGCGGCUGCGCUUGCUAGAAUGCAAGCAGAUGGUGACUCGAAUGGCGCUCUGGUUGUCUCCGCAAUCUGCCCCAUUCAUGGGCCAAUCGUACGGACAGCAGUGACAGAACUCGUUCGAGAGUACCGUCAGUGGACAGAAGAGAAGGUGAAACAGAACAAGGAUGUCAUGAUUGCUGUCAUCUAUGCGUCUGCCUACGGCAACACUGCGGCACUCGCACAGGCGAUAAGUCGAGGUAUAAGCAAGGCUGGCGUUGGCAUCGAGACAAUCAAUUGUGAGUUUACUGGGAGUGAGGAGGUGGUAUCCGUGGUCCGCAAGAGUGGCGGGUUUGUGAUUGGUUCCCCGACGCUUGCAGGUCAUAUGCCCACUCCUGUUCAGGAAGCUCUGGGCGGCAUUCUCAGGGACUCGAAUGCACGUUCGAAGCCAUGCGGCGUGUUCGGCAGCUUUGGCUGGAGCGGCGAAGCUGUGGAUGAGAUGGAGCAACGUCUCAAGGAUGGCGGGUUCUCGUUCGGCUUUCCGCCAAUCCGAUGCAAGUUCAAGCCAACAGAAGCAACACUCCAGCUGUGCGAGGAGAGUGGAACGGACCUUGCGCAAGUGGUAAUCAAAGCGCAAAGGAAGAAGGAUUCGACUGCCAAGCCCACAUUCUCCACAGCAUCCGAUGUUGAGCAGGCGGUGGGGAGAGUGGUUGGCUCCUUGUGUGUGCUUGCAGCGCGGAGCGGUGAUGCUGAAAGUGCUAUGCUGGCAUCUUGGGUCAGCCAAGCAAGUUUUGUUCCGCCCGGAAUAACCAUCGCCGUGGCGAAGGACAGAGCUGUAGAAGGCCUCAUCUUGCCUGGAGGGAAGUUUGCUCUGAACAUCCUUGGGCAGGGGAAAGCAGGGCCAAUUAGCAAACAAUUGCUAAAGCCAUUCAAGCCCGGCGAACCGCGAUUUGGAGACCUUCCAAUCUCCACUGCGUCCAACGGCUGCACUCUGCUAGACGAUGCUCUGGCACACCUCGAGUGCUCAGUUGUGAAUCGGAUGGAGACAGGAGACCAUUGGAUUGUGUAUGCUACUGUUGAUUCUGGGAAAUUGAUUGACGACUCUUCAUUAACUGCUGUUCAUCAUCGCAAGACAGGAUCCCGCUAUUGACCAGUCCCUCUAUGUUGCCAUCACUG
Messenger RNA from Chara braunii, 2319 nucleotides. The record is from the annotation of a GenBank genome assembly. NCBI's taxonomy places the organism in Eukaryota, Viridiplantae, Streptophyta, Charophyceae, Charales, Characeae.